Messenger RNA from Quercus robur (English oak), 2362 nucleotides. RefSeq names its product protein REDUCED WALL ACETYLATION 2. Gene Ontology annotation, molecular function: acetyltransferase activity. Gene Ontology annotation, cellular component: Golgi apparatus. Gene Ontology annotation, biological process: xylan biosynthetic process; xyloglucan metabolic process; plant-type secondary cell wall biogenesis. The transcript is spliced from 16 exons. The record is from RefSeq and is a predicted model, not a curated record. Lineage: Eukaryota; Viridiplantae; Streptophyta; Magnoliopsida; Fagales; Fagaceae. Bases 365 to 2005 code for a protein of 546 amino acids.
ACACAUUUAUAUCAUACACAUUCUUCUCUCUCCGUGUCUCUCUCUCCCUCUGCGUCUUCCUCCACUAAAAAACUCGUUUUUUAAAUUCACAUUCUCCGACACUUUUCUUUGUCUAUCUAUUUGUGUGUGUGUAAAAUAUACGAUACGAACCCCUAAACCACCACAGCUACAUACAUUCUCAUUCAAAUCUAACGCCCUCUGCUUUGAUUUCUCUCUCUCUAAAUUCAUUUUCAGAUUCAGAUCUAAUCUGCUACAUUCGGUGGGAAAUGCUCGUUGCUUUUCUCACCACCCAAUUCCAAUCUCUCUAAACCCAAUUUAUAGGUUUUCAAACAGUAAGGCUCUGUUUGGCUCAUUCUUCAAAAAAAUGCUCAUCGUUGGUCCAAUCACUCCUGGCCAGGUGUCGUUUUUGCUUGGAACCAUACCUGUUAUUGCAGCUUGGAUUUACUCUGAGUAUUUGGAGUACUACAAAAAUGUAGCCCCUCCCAAAGUUAGGCACUCGGAUGUGAAUUUGGUGGAACUAGGGAAUGAUGCGGUGAAGGAAGAUGACAGAGCGGUUUUAUUAGAGGGGGGAGGUCUCCAAUCAGCCUCUCCGAAAUCUCGAAGUUCGUUUGUUACAACUCCUUUCUUCAGGUUCCUCUUGAUGGAGGAUUCUUUCUUGCUUGAGCAUCGUUUGACGCUUAGAGCCAUGUCUGAAUUUGGUUUGCUCUUGGCUUAUUUUUACUUGUGUGACCGCACAGAUUUCUUUGGCUCAUCAACAAAGAGUUAUAAUCGGGAUCUCUUCAUAUUUCUCUACUCCCUUCUCAUCAUAGUUUCAGCAGUAACUUCUUUCAAAAUACAUAAUGAUAAGUCACCAAUCACAGGGAAAUCUAUUCUUUAUUUAAAUAGACAUCAAACUGAAGAGUGGAAAGGUUGGAUGCAGGUACUUUUUCUGAUGUAUCAUUACUUCUCGGCAGCAGAAAUCUAUAAUGCUAUCCGAAUGUUCAUUGCUGCAUAUGUGUGGAUGACUGGAUUUGGGAACUUUUCAUAUUAUUAUAUCCGCAAAGAUUUCAGCCUUGGAAGAUUUGCACAGAUGAUGUGGAGGCUUAAUUUCUUGGUAUUUUUCACUUGUAUCAUCCUUAACAACAGUUACAUGCUGUACUACAUUUGCCCCAUGCACACGCUUUUCACUCUUAUGGUUUAUGGGGCGCUUGGUAUUCUGAACAAGUAUAAUGAGAUUGGGUCAGUCAUGGCUGUAAAAAUCCUUGCUUGCUUCUUAGUAGUUAUCUUAGUAUGGGAAGUACCUGGAGUGUUUGAAUUGAUUUGGAGCCCGUUAACAUUCCUUCUUGGUUACACUGACCCAAAUCCUGCAAAAUCACAGUUGCCCCGAUUGCAUGAGUGGCAUUUCCGUUCAGGCCUUGAUCGCUACAUAUGGAUAAUUGGGAUGAUUUAUGCUUAUUAUCAUCCAACUGUUGAAAGGUGGAUGGAGAAAUUGGAAGAAACAGAAGCAAAGCGCAGAAUAUCAAUUAAAACGGCUGUUGCAUUGAUAUCUUUAGUGGUGGGAUACAUGUGGUUUGAGUAUAUAUACAAGCUAGACAAGAUCACCUACAACAAAUUCCAUCCAUACACUUCGUGGAUUCCAAUAACGGUCUACAUAUGUUUGCGAAAUGUCACCCAGCAUUUUCGUAGCUACAGUUUGACCCUUUUUGCAUGGCUUGGAAAGAUAACUCUGGAGACCUACAUCUCGCAAAUCCAUAUCUGGUUAAGGUCGGGUGUUCCAGAUGGUCAGCCAAAAUUGUUGCUCUCUCUGAUCCCAGACUACCCAUUAUUGAAUUUUAUGCUCACUACUUCAAUAUAUGUUGCAAUUUCUUACAGACUCUUUGAACUGACAAAUACAUUGAAAACAGCAUUUGUCCCCAGUAAAGACAACAAGCGCCUUACGCACAACAUUGUUACAGCAGUAGCAGUCUCAAGCGUUAUAUACUCCUUAUCUUUUAUAUUCCUAAAAGUUCCUCAGAUGUUGGUUUGAGAAUUCAAUCAUGUAAAUACAGUAUAGAAGGCUGCCGGGUUCUGUAAAGUUCUUGAACACAUAGAAGAGUACUGUUCCACUGCAAGAGUUGUCUCCAUAACAAAAACCGAGAAAUGGAUUCUUCUGCAGCCUGUCACUUGGUUACUAAGGGAAAAAUCAGAUCUUGGUAAUAGUAAUAUAUUUUGGGUCAUUUUGUAUAUGAAAAGUGGUAAUGGAUAUAGCUUCUAACCCAGGGGUGGUUCUUGUCACGUUUUAACAUUAUCCUACCCACUACAGUAAAAUGAUUAUAAGUGCAAUAUACUAGUAUAUCAAAUGUGACUCAAGACUUGUUUUCAUUGGAUUAAUUUGUAUUGUCAA